UGUCAAAACGUCAAACUACGUUUCGAGGCGGGAGCUCGUUUCUGUCUUGAAUUGUUUACAAAUUUGGAAAGAAUUGUGCGCGAAAUACUAGAAAAGAUGGCCAAAAGGGCUGCUGAGGCAUUUGAGGAUGAUUUCAUGGAGGAUUCCAAGCGGGCUAAACCACAGUCCAGCAAGAAACACACAUUGGAUUCGGACGAGGAAGACAGUGGCGAGGAUGAUGAGAGAUACAAUAUUAUGAAUGAAAAUGACAUCGAAGGCGAAGAGGAAGGCAUCUCAGGGAUGGACGGAGAAGUUAAAAUCACUCCGUUCAACAUGAAGGAAGAGUUGGAGGAAGGACACUUUGACCGCGAAGGGCACUUUCAAUGGAACAAAGAUAAGGAAAUCAAGGAUAAUUGGCUGGAUAACAUCGACUGGGUGAAGGUUAAAACCGACAAAAAAUACAUCGAAAAGACGAAUCGCGGAUUGGCCGACUCAAGCGAUUCCGAAGGCGACGAACCUGGCAAACGUUUCAAUGAGGUCGAAACCUACAAACAAAUAAUUGAGCUAAUGCGACCUGGCGAGACAGUAAAGAAAACUCUUCUGCGACUAGGGGGUGCCACAGCCAAAUUAUCCUCAGCGGAGCGAUGGAAACGCAAAAAGGCCGGAAUAGUCGACGAAAAUGCCGCUCUGGUCACCAAACUCACCGAGUUGACAAACAACAUCCUAACCGAGCUGGGAAACAUGGACGUCUACCAGGAGACUUACGAACAGAUCCAGUCGAAAAUCAAUCGAAAGUCAAAGAAUGCCGGGGCGAGUAGCAGCAACGCUGACCAGGAGCUCGACAUGUACGCGGAUGAUUUUGAGACGAAAGAACAAUCAAAGUUGGGAUCAAAAUCAGAGGAUACAAAGGUUGAAGAGAAGGAGGACAGCAAGGAAGAGGAGGAGGAGGAGGAAAAAGUCCUUCGAUGGGAAUAUAAAUGGAAGGAUUCCGAUACAGAGAUCCACGGGCCGCAUACCACCGAGCAAAUGCUGAACUGGAGCAACGAUGGCCACUUCAAAGACGGAGUGGUUGUCAGGAAAGUUGGGGAAGACACAAAGUUUUAUUCCAGCAAUCGAAUCGAUUUCGAUCUUUAUUUAUAGUUUUUCUAUGGAAUGAGAUUGUGUUCGGGUUGCAGAUUUGAUGUGUUUUAUGUGUAUUGUUGUUUGAUAGGGAAAAGAUUGCAUUUACAGUUAGUGAAAUGAGGAGAAAUUGAAGUUUUUUUAUUA
This is a messenger RNA of Hermetia illucens (black soldier fly), 1245 nucleotides long. RefSeq names its product CD2 antigen cytoplasmic tail-binding protein 2 homolog (gene holn1). Lineage: Eukaryota; Metazoa; Arthropoda; Insecta; Diptera; Stratiomyidae. Gene Ontology annotation, cellular component: U5 snRNP. The record is from RefSeq and is a predicted model, not a curated record. The transcript is spliced from 3 exons. Bases 97 to 1119 code for a protein of 340 amino acids. Gene Ontology annotation, molecular function: protein binding.